This is a messenger RNA of Trichomonas vaginalis G3, 933 nucleotides long. RefSeq names its product glycoprotein 38 family. The transcript has a single exon. The record is from RefSeq and is a predicted model, not a curated record. The coding region runs from base 1 to 933 and encodes 310 amino acids. NCBI's taxonomy places the organism in Eukaryota, Parabasalia, Trichomonadida, Trichomonadidae.
AUGUUUUGCUUUUUAUCCUUCUUCACUGCUAGUAUUCGAAACAAAAGAAUGAAGCUUGAAAGAAGUAGAUUUGGAAAUUGCACAUAUCUGGAUCAAGACUAUUUAGAUACGGUUGAUCUCUAUGGAUUGACAAUUAAAGCUGGUGAAUGCUAUGAAUUAAUGUUCUAUUCAUAUGCUGCUGCUGGUGAUUCAGAUUUUGAAGUUGAUUUAUACAAAUUAACGGGAACUCAAACGCCAUAUAAAACUGUAAAGAAUCCAAUAUACAUAAAUAAUCCAUAUAUGGUACUUUUAGAGGAAGAAAAUGAACCUGAUGCUGCAUUUUGGGCAAGUGUUAGAUGCGCUGACAAAGAUAAAGAAUGCAAAGUCCAAUUUAUCCCUCAAGUAUAUAUAUCUUAUUUAGCGGAAGAAAAAGAUUAUAACGCUGAAAUAUAUCUUACUUCCGCCAAGAGCGGCAAAAUAGAAAAAAGCGCUAAGAAUUCAACAAUUGUUGAAUUUUUCAUAUCGAAGAACACAUAUAAAAUUGUUAGUGAGCCAAAAGAUAAGGUGAAUUUUUAUAAAUUCGAUAGGUAUGCAGUUCAAGAUACACCAAUUGAAAACAAUGAAAUCGAAUUCACUGGUUUUGCUACAACAUAUGGCAGACCGAAAUCAGAAGAGGAAAUGGUUUUAACAUUUACUUACGAAACUACAAAAGAAGGCGAUAAGCUAUUGUUCCCUGAGGUUACUGGCUGGAUUCCUCAAAGGGCCGAUGCUUUCACAAUUGAUGAUCUCAAAAAUGAAGAUUCUUCUAAGGAUGAGGAACCUUCCAAGAAGAAGCUAUCAGGUGGUGCAAUUGCAGGUAUUGUAAUUGCAUGUGUUGUUGUUGGAGCUGUUGUUGGUGUUCUUGUAUGGUUCUUUGUUUGCAAGGGAUCUUCCAAAGUUGCCCCAGCUCCUUAA